Messenger RNA from Trifolium pratense (red clover), 2778 nucleotides. RefSeq lists its product as uncharacterized. The transcript has 5 exons. Gene Ontology annotation, molecular function: chromatin binding. Bases 234 to 2369 code for a protein of 711 amino acids. NCBI's taxonomy places the organism in Eukaryota, Viridiplantae, Streptophyta, Magnoliopsida, Fabales, Fabaceae. The record is from RefSeq and is a predicted model, not a curated record.
AAUCUGAACCGUUAGAUGUUCCUUCCUCAUUCUCAGAUCUCGAAACCCUAGAACCCCAAUCCAAAUUCCAUCCUCUAUAAAUCACACAAUUCAAAAUCAAACCCCCCCUCUCUCUCUUCCCCUUCAUCUUCUUCUUUCUACAAACUCCGUGUUUUUCUUCAUACUGAUGAUAUAUACAACAACAACAAUACCAAGAUUGAGAUAAACGACAUCGUUUUGAAUAAUUUUCUGUGAUGGCUUUGAAAAAGAGAUUGGUAUCUUCUUCAGAAACGACGUCGUGUGAAGAACGUUAUGUAAGCUAUGAAGAGGUGUUCGUACCGACGGAUAAGGGUCGGAAAGAGGUUCGGUAUUAUCUGAAAAAGAAAAACGGUGGUUCGGAUCUUGCUCUUAUAGGUAAAGAAAAGAGUUCUAGACACAUGUCUUAUCACUAUGCAAUAAGAAAAUCUUCUUUGGCUCCUUUCUUCAAACUCAAAUCACGUAGAGAAGUUCUUGAUUGGUUAGAUUCAAUUGUUCAAGAUUUUUCUAACGGGGAUGCGAAUAUGGUUGAGGGAAAACCUGGUUUUGAACCUGCGGAGAUCGGAACCUUGAAGGAUAAUCAAUUGCCAAAGCUGCGCCUUUGUACCAAAGAAUUUGCAUGGUUAGGGUCUCCGUGGACUUGUAAGAAAAGAAGAUAUCACUAUGAGUCAUUUAAGCGGAACGGUUUGCAGAUAUCUGUGAAUGAUUUUGUGUUUGUUUUAGCAGAGGAGAACAAACGUCUGGUUGCCUACUUGGAAGACAUGUACGAGGAUUCCAGAGGCAACAAGAUGGUUGUAGUUCGCUGGUUUCACAGAAUUGAUGAGGUUGGUAUUGCUUUGCCUCACAGUUUUAGUGAACGAGAGGUUUACUUUUCUCUUUAUCUUCAAGAUCUGAGUAUUGAAUGCAUAGAUGGUUUGACUUCCGUCCUCAGUCCCCAGCACUACGAGAAGUAUCGGAAUGAAGCUUGUCAUGCUCGUCCAGAACCAUUUGUGUGCCGCAAGAAGUUUGAUGAUGACGAUGUCAAACCGUUUGAUAUAACUCAAAUCAAGGGUUAUUGGAAACAGGAAAUACUGAAGUCCUUGAAUCCCCAAUCUGACUCAAAGUCUAAUAGGAGUUCAGGGAAAUCAGAAGAUAGCCAAGAUCUGGAAGAAAACCUACAAUCUUCUUCUGCGAUCAGACCAAAGAAGAAGCAGCGGUUUACAAAAGUUGACGGAAAAGAUGCAGUUGACUUAGUUUCCCUUCCAUCUGAAAAUUUGAGUAAUUUUAAGAUUGAGGCCAAAACCAGUAGUGGAAACAACUCCUUGAAACCGGUCGUGUCCAGCAAGUUGCCCACCAUCAAAGAGACAAAUGAAGCUGCUUCACAGUAUUUAGCUGUAGGUUCCCAAGUUGAGGUCCUCUCUCAAGACAGUGGGAUUAGAGGAUGUUGGUUCCGAGCUUCUGUUAUCAAGAAGCACAAAGAUAAAGUGAAGGUGCAAUAUCACGACAUCCAGGAUGCAGAUGAUGAAGCUAAGAAGCUUGAGGUUUGUUAUAAUAUCUUUUUCCCUUUGUCAUCAUUAGUGGAAGACUUGCUAAAUGUUAAGACUAACAUUUUUUUUUUAUUAAUUUUCUUGAAGGAAUGGAUUUUAGCUUCUAAAAUUGUGCUGCUUGAUGAUAUAAGUCUCCGAGUACCUGAGAGGACCAAGAUCCGGCCUCAGUUAAACAAACGUGGAAUGUCGUUUGUGGGUGAUGUUGGUUACGUUGUUGAUGCCUGGUGGCAUGAUGGAUGGUGGGAAGGCAUUGUUGUUCAAAAAGAGUCUGAUAUUAAAUAUCAUGUUUAUUUCCCAGGCGAAAAGAAGCUGUUAAUUUUUGGUCCUGGUAACUUAAGGCAUUCUCAAGAUUGGACAGGGAAUGGAUGGGUAAAAGUGAGGGAAAGGCCUGAUCUUGUGGCUUCUAUAUUAUCAAGCUUGAAAACAAAACAAAAAUUGUGCAAAUCUUUUAACAGAAAAGCAACCGUAGCAGCUAUGGGAGAUGGAAUACAAUCUAAGCAGGCUGAUACUUUCUUGGGUUCUUCUGAAAGCAAUGAACUUCGAAAUGCUGAUGUAGUCCCAGAUCUUUUAAAGGAUGUUUUGUUCUCCGAGUUGAGGUGGAAGUCAUCCCGGAAGAGGAAUCGAAGUGGUACCUCUCAGCAAAAGCAGCAGUCCAAUGACAGACACAGCAGAUUGUCCCCAAAGUUUCUCGAGUCGGAUGCAACAGAAAGUUUUGUGAUUCCAGCUUCAUUGAAAGUUGACCAUGACGACUGCAAAUACCCUGGAGAUCCUUCCAUUUUCAGUUCCUCGGUCGUGCCAUCUUUAACCAACAUGGUCAUGUGUAUGUGACUCCAUGUUGUUUUCUAUUCUAGGUUAUUUACUUCAUCAUCCCUUUAGCCUAAACACUAUUUAUUUUUAACCCUUCAACUUUGGUGCAUCCAUUUGAUGCUCUUUUUUUCUCAUGAUUUGUUCUAUUGUUUUAUUCCUAACUUAGAAAUUGUAUCUUUUAGGGUCUAGUCUUUUGUUUCGACCUAUUUAUUUAUCUUGUUUUCUCAUGGCAUUGGAGCUUCAUUUUGUUUGGGUGAUUGUAUCCAUUAGGAAGCAAGGAUGAUGUUGACAAGAAAGUGUAGUAACUUUGUGGAAUAAUAACCAACAAAGACGUUGACUUUAGGGAUAGUUUUUACCAUUGUUUACAUUUCAUACAAUGUGUAACUUUGGCCAAUAAGAAUAUAAGAUGUACCUUUCUUAUGCUUGUCUA